This is a messenger RNA of Trichoderma gamsii, 909 nucleotides long. RefSeq lists its product as hypothetical. The coding region runs from base 1 to 909 and encodes 302 amino acids. The record is from RefSeq and is a predicted model, not a curated record. The transcript has a single exon. NCBI's taxonomy places the organism in Eukaryota, Fungi, Ascomycota, Sordariomycetes, Hypocreales, Hypocreaceae.
AUGAGAGCCACAGUAUUGCUGGAGCUCGUCCUAUUCAUCACUACCGUCUUCGCCGGUGGUUACCAGGGCGCGUUGGAGCGCGUCUGGCUCUACUACAUCUAUGAAAUCGAUGGCCUCAACGCAGAAGCAGAUCGUAUCAUUGGCUUUGCCUGCAAGGGAGAAUUCAACAAGGCAACGGGCGAAUGCCCCGGCGGUUGGGAAAAGACCAAGUCGAGGGGCCCUAGAGCAAACUUCAACGAGUUAAUAGGCCCUCUGAGCAAACUGAAUGGCAACUCCCUCGUGCCUUUCGGCAGAGACAGCGGCGGAAAUCCCUUGCCCCUUGCCGACGGCGCCGCUGGUCUCGAUCCCCAAGAGACUGCGAAGCACAUCUACCCCGAGAUGCUCAAGGCAACCACCAGCAAAAAGUAUCCCGAUGGCAAGGUUCUCAGCCCACCUGCUUACAAGAUGGUAAAAGGCGGCACGGACAACUACAUCAAGUUCCUAAGUGAUAUGGGGAAAUUGGUGCAGAAGACAUCCAGAAAGGGCGACAACUACAAGAAUCACAAGGCUCUGUUUGACGGUUUCCAAAAGGCCAACAGCAAGGUGCUUGAGGCCAGAAUGGGCGAUCAUGGGUCGUUUCAAAUCCAAGCCAUGAAGGACAGGCUGAGCGGCAAAGGCAUCACGGUCAAGACAAAGACUGUAGGCAGCGGCACUAGCCCGGCCACCGGCGAACCCUGGGAUGUGGUCGACUGGAAGGAGACCAUCAAUGGUGGAGUAACCGACACGGGUAAGAGUAGAGAGGAAGUGGCCAAGAUUGUGGAAGCCGCCGCCAAGGAUUUCUACACCAAGGACACGGCGGCCGUGGCACACAAGCCGGUCAUUGACGCCGCGCGGCGGACGGAUCAGAGGAUGAACCACUGCGGCCCCUAA